AUGUAUUUCCAGUAUUCGGUACAAUAUUUUUAGAUCGAAAAUACUCCGGAACACGUAAAAAGAGCCAGAAGAACUAAAAUAGCACCCCCAGUGUCGCCUAAAGAAGAAUGUCCGCGUCUGAUACUAGCACCCUUCUCCAGACCGCCGCAAGUCGUUUUCGACAAUGUUCUCAUCGGUUCAUCAUGCGAAAAAUAUUUGGAAGUUUUUAAUCCGUCCAAACAAAUUCAACAGAUAACAUUAAACAAGGCUUUACCUCCGGGUUUGAUUAUCCAAUUGCCUGGAGAAUGGCUAGUUCUCGAACCAGAGACGUGCUACUGUUUGACCAUGGUGUGGUCCCCUACUCAACCCAUCGCUCUGCGGGAGACCAUCAGGUUCACUAAUGAGAACAGAGGCAGAUAUGACGUCAUUGUUGUAUUGAAAUCUUUGAUGACUAAAGGUUUCAAGACCUCCCCAGGGAAGAUAAAAAAGAAAUCAUUGAAAAAAUCGCCAGUAAACAUUACAAAAAAGAAAGUAGAAGUAAUCUGUAAUACUACCCAAAUUAAGAAAACAAUAAAUGUAGUGCAGUCUACAAAAUAUCAAGUUUUAACUACCAAUAGUGAAACUUUUUCAAAAUACAGACCUGUUUCGCCUAAAUGUCCUUUUGACUCGCCAAAUAGUGUUGAUAUUGAUUUUAACACAUCAGAAAUCUUUUCAAAUGUUCAAAAUCGCACUGCUGAAUCUUUCUUGCAAAAAACAUAUGACAAACCUAUGAUUAAUGACAAGUUGGAUACACCCAAAUACAAUGUUUUGAAACCAUCAAACAAACAAAACUUUGAAACGUCUGCAUCUGAUAUUUUUGACAAUAUCACAUUUACUCCUCUGAAAAGUGCUGCUACUAAAAAUGAAAAACUAAACAAUGGACCUAAAAUUGUAUUGAGUAUACCUUCCGAAAGUGACUAUGAUGACAGCUUAAACAUAAAAGAUAGCAAUAAAGAGAAUGAAACUCACUCUAUCCUUUGUAUUACAUCAACUCAUAUGACUAAUAAUAGAUGGCUAACAGUAGAUAGCCACUCCAAAUUCGCUAAUACGGAUAUCGAAACCCCUAAGAUUGUAAAUAAAAAAAUUCCAAACACAUCUUCACCAAAAGAGUUAAACAGCCCAAAUUUUUCCAUAAACACCGACUUUUCCCGUAUAAGUGACUUAUCGUUUUUUCCGCCACGAUUUUCAACGGAACGCAAGAUGUUCCCAAAAAUAAACAAUGACACUCAUGAUUUAAUAGACGACUAUCAUAUGAAACUAAGUUCCGAUACUUAUACAAAAGAUUCGCCUAACACACCAUUUGAAUAUCACAUGAACCAGAUCGAAUCAAGGCAGUGUUUUCCUCUGAAAGAACAAAAUCAACGAAUGUGUAGACAAGCUUUAUUUAGAGAACAAGAGAUACGGGACUACAACGAACGAAAUUUUGUGACUCGUGCUGAACAUAAUUCCUGGCAAAACGAUUUGAGAAUGGAUAUAAGAUCGCCUCCAAGAUCUUUAACUCCACCAUUACAAUCCAUUCCUGAAGAAAGUGUUCAAUUUUCAGACAUGAAUACAUUUGAUGGAACAAAUCAUCAUAUGGAUACAUUCUCUGUUAAUCGUACUUAUAAUAAGCAUGAAAAAACAGUGAAUAGGCAAACCUCUUGGUCAAAAAAAGCUGUUGUUAAAUCGAAAAUUUUACCGUCAACGCGGGUUUCCUCUACGAAAAUAAAUUCCACCUUUGAUGCGAAUAAAAGUAACGCUACGAAUGUCACUCUUAAUUAUAUUCCAAAUGUUUAUUCGCAAUCACUAACUGUUGACCCUUUCUUAUCAACUACUUAUUUCUAUGAUGAAGCUCUAAUUCAUAAAUUUGAAAGGGACUUCAAACGUUGGCUCAAUUAUAUAUUGACACCUCCCGAUCUCGAUAGUAAUGUUGAACAGAAAAUUGAUGUAGGUAAGGCAUGGAUUGAAAAUAGAAACAAAGAAGUUCCAACAGCUCCAACUAGAGAGAAAGUUUGUAAUGUUUAUCACAAUAGUCAUCGACUGGAAAGUUUACGUAAAUCCGCAAGAACUUUACUUAAGACCCCAGAGAUAUCUCAAGUUCUUCUUAAAUUGAAUGCUCAGAUAGACAAGAAACUCAUUGCAAUAAGAGACGAUAGAAAUUUACAUUUGGAUAUUGGAUUACAGAAGACGAUUAUGGAAAUUAUACUCUCGUACAAUCCACUGUGGUUGCGUAUAGGUCUAGAGGCAAUAUAUGGCGUAACUUUGCCUUUGAAAUCGAACAGCGACAUUGAGGGAUUGACGUUGUUUAUCAUUCAAAGGAUGUUCAAGAAUCCCUUUUUAAAAAAUAAACAUUCGAAAUCGACUGCACCAAACAUGCUGCUGCCGGCAUAUAUUGAGGCAAUCAAGAAGUUUAGUUUGAAGAAAUUUUUCAUGCUGGUAUUCUUUUUAGACCAAGCCAAACAAAAGAAGUUAAUAUCUCAUGAUCCUUGUUUAUUUUGCAGAAAUGCAAUAUGUAAAGAGAGUCGGCAAAUUAUAAUCCGAUUCACGCGGGAACUAAUAGCCGGUAUCGGCGAUAUCACUAAACAUUUACGACCACUGGGUUAUGUGGUCGUUCAUAAACAAACAUACUUAGAUGAGUAUAAAUAUGGUGUGAACGACAUAGCGAUUGAUUUGAGGGAUGGAGUUAGGCUGACGAAAGUCUCUGAAAUUAUUUUAAUGAGAGACAAUUUACUGUGCCAAUUACGCGCUCCAGCUGUUUCGCGCUUGCAAAAAAUACAUAACGUUGAAGUGGCUCUCAAAGCACUAAGAGGAGCAAAUUUUAAGAUAGAAGGGGAAAUAACGUGUACUGACAUUGCCGACGGUCACAGGGAAAAAACAUUAUCUCUUUUGUGGCAACUAAUUCACGUAUUUCGUGCACCUUUAUUUGAAAGAGCGGCCAACGUUAUUCAAACUUGGUGGAAAAAGAAAUACGAAGUUAUUGCUGAAAAAAGAAGAGUUGAGCAAGAAAUACUCAGAAAGAGGAAUAUUGCUGCUGAAAUUAUUCAAUACUGGUGGCGACGGAUACAGUACAAACGUAUGUAUGAGAAGAGAUUGUAUGAGAUAACUUGUGCUGUAAUUACUUUACAAAAAUUCUGCCGAAUGUGGCUGUGCCGCAGCCGUCUGCGCAAGUAUAAACAGAGUGUACUUAAGAUAGAAAAAUGGUAUACGGAUUUGAAAUUAAUUCGAGAAGCUAAAGAGAUAUUACGAUUAAAGAGAGAAGAACGAAGACACAGGUGCGCAGUUCUCAUUCAAUCGAAUGUCAGACGUUGGUCCUGUAGAAAAAAUUAUCUAGAAACUUUGAAAAAAGUAGUUUAUAUUCAGGCUCUAGUCCGUAGGUUUUUGGCGAAAAAGCGAUAUCAAACGCUAAGAAAUUGCACUUUGUAUAUUCAAAGAACAUACAAACGUAAGUUGUUGAUGAAAAAAGAUAUGACCCACUUUGCUGAAAUAAAGGAAAAGGUUGUGCUUGUACAGAACUAUUACAGAAUGAUAAAACAACGCAGACUGUUUUUGUCCACUAAAAAUGCCGUUAAAACGAUUGAAGAACGUUACUUAGCAUUGAUAAAGAUGAGGGAGGAGCGGAGGAAAUUUGCGGAACUGAAAGAAGUAACGAUAAAACUCCAAGCUAGUUAUAGACGUAAUAAAUGUAGAAACGAAUAUAUUAAAAAACGAAAUUUUAUAAUAGCGAUACAAAGAAGAAUUAAAGCAUACCUUACAAUGAAACAAACCAGGUUGCAGUAUCUCAAAUUAAGAGAUAGUACAGUCGUUAUACAAACGCAUUUAAGAUCCUAUUUGAAAAUGAAAAAAAUAAGAGAUGAUUAUGUGAGACAAAGAAAAGCUGCUCUUAUUAUUCAAAACUAUUACCGGUCGUUUAUAAAAACAAAAAUACAGAGAAAGCAAUAUUUGGAAUUGAAAAAAGCCACUAUAACAAUUCAAACCCAUUAUAGAAGUUUAUUAUUAAUGAAGCAAAUGCGAAACGAUUUUAUAAAAAUGAGGGACGCAGCUAUUAUAAUACAGCGAAGAUUUAGAGCGCAGGUUUUAAUGAAAGAAUUAAGAGGAAUAUACGAAGCAUUAAAACACGCAGCUCUGACAAUCCAGGCACGUUAUAGAGCCCAAAAAGAAAUGAUAAUGCUUAGGACACGUUUUGAGACAAUGAAACGUUCGUGUAUAGUUAUUCAAAGAUUCUUUAGAGCUUAUCAGAUUGGAAAAAGUAUGCGCGAAAAAUAUCUGCACCAAAAAGAAGCCGCCAUAAAAAUCCAAAAAUGGUAUAGAAAUCAUACAAAAGGUAAUCAAAUAAAGGAACAAUAUGAAAUUACGAAAAAAGCCUGCGUUACGAUUCAAAAAGUAUAUCGUAGUUAUAUUCUCACCAAGAGGCAACGAGAAGAAUAUUUGCGAAUUAGAACCGCAACAAUAUGUUUACAGAAAUAUUAUAGAAAUUAUGUUGUGUCAAAGAAUAUUAGAUUACAAUACCUACAAAUGAAGACUGCUACAGUUACAAUUCAGAGAUAUUGCAGAGCAUAUUUAGAAAUGAGAAAGCAAACAACAACUUAUUUACAAAUACGACACGCAAUUGUUACUAUACAAACACAUUAUAGGUGUUACAGAGAGAUGAAAUUAAUUAGAAAUUACUUUGUAGAACUAAAGUCUGCAGCUGUAUGUAUUCAAAGACAAUUCAGAAGCUUGCUAGCUAUGAAAGAAGCCAGACAACAGUAUUUAUUAUUGAGGAAAUCCACAAUCGUUAUCCAAACAAGGUAUAAAGCUUUACGUGAGAUGAGAAUGGUUCGUGAACAGUAUUUAAGAAAAAAGGCUGCUAUUGUUUUUGUGCAAAGAAAAUUCAGGGCUCAAUGCUUAAUGAGACGUGCAUCAAAAGAUUUUGUUGCUACAAAAACUGCAUGUAUCACAAUUCAAAGGUUUUACAGAGCGUAUAAACAGGGUUCACAACAACGUAAACACUAUUUAGCAUUAAGAAACGCCGCAAAUGUUAUCUCACGCCGGUAUAGGGACUUAAUUUUAAUGAGGAAAGAAAGAACUACUUUCUUGAGAAUUAAAUCGGCAGUUACCGUUAUUCAAAAUAGAUAUAAAGCUCACAAACUUAUGGUUCAGGAAAGAAACAAACAUCAAAAUCAACGCAAAGCCUGUAUACAAAUUCAAAUGGCUUAUAGGGCCUAUGUUGAAGGUAGAAAAGAAAGAUUGAAAUAUAUACAGAUAAGAUCAGCUGUUAUAUUGAUACAAAAUUGGUAUAGGUCUAUAAUAGAAACGAAAGAACUUCGUAAGCAAUAUUUACAAUUACGAACAGCAACUAUAUUUAUACAGCGUCAUGUAAGAGAAAGAAGACUAGCUCGAAAGAAUGCUCUUGUAAGAGUUCAAGCGAUUAAAACUAUCACAAAUUGGUACAUCACUAUAAAAGAACGCAGAUGGUUCUUAGAAUUAAGAAGAAAAGUUGUUAUUUUGCAAUCAGUCUUCCGUAUGUUAGUUGUACGCAAUCACUACUUAAAAAUAAGGAAUUCGGCAGUAAAAAUACAGAGAUAUUACAGAUCCUAUUUAUUAACGAAGCGCUUAAGAACUCAAUUCCUUGAAGUUAAAACUAAUAUAACGAAGUUGCAAGCACAUGUCCGAUGUUUCAUAGAGAGAAGAAAAUAUCAACGUCUUAAAUCGGCUGCCAUAGCUAUUCAGUGCGCGUAUAGACUUAAAAGAACUAGAGAUCUAAUCCAUCAAAAUAAAAAAGAAAGGGCUGCUUUGUGUAUACAAAAUAAUGUACGUAGAUAUCUUGUACAAAGGGCUUACAAACGAUUCUAUGAAAAGUUAGUAUUUAUACAAAGAUUGUGGAGAGGAAAACUUCUUACGCGAGAUCUACAUUUCGAAUAUAUACACAAAAGAAAGACAAUCAUUAAAUUACAAGCACAAAUUAGGGGGUACUUGGUGAGGAAGGAGGUGAAGAUCAAGAGAGAGAAUUUAUUAAAACUUCGAGAACAGAAAAGACAAGACUGGGCUGCAGCAAAAAUUCAAGCUCUAUUUCGCGGACACAAAGUUCGCGUUGCAAAUGAUGCAAGAAUUCUUGAAUGGCGAAGGAGAUGGCGCGAUGACAAAAUUCAUUCUACUCAGAGGUCGCUCGGAGAAAGAAAUGAAGAAGCCAUGGAUGUUCUUAGAAACAUGUCCGAUAUCGAGACUGUUAUAAGAGCAUUCCGAUCUCUUGAGCUAUUAACGGAGGUGUUCCCAAUGAUGUACAACUCUAACGCAGCGUCAAUAGUGCGACGAGUCUACGUGUACAUGUCCGUCACGAAUAGAUCCAUUUCUAGCAUUGAAGUGCUCAAGUCGGCAGCUUCCGUGCUGGUCAACCUGACUAGGUAUAAGAUAACUGGACCGAAGAUAUAUGGGAGAGACCGCAUCCCGCCUGUGCUGAAAUUCAUGUGGCGAUUUAGCAACAGUGAGACGCACUUAUUCUGCAUUCUAGCCACAUAUUUAUGGCUUUUCGCAAAAUAUGAUGACAUUAAAAAGGAUUUAAAGGAUUACCUCCAUGAGCCAGAAAAUCACAAAAUCAUGGUAGCCAUUAAGGGCAAUGUUGAUAGGAUGAAGAGAAUGGUGACAAACUCAGCUCGGCAUAGAUUGAGCACGCCGCAGUCGAGCCGUUUUGUUUCCCACAUGAACCAAUCACGAGAUAUAGCAAAUGUUAGUGUUUGCAGCAAUUCCAGUAGUAGCAGUAACCCGGAUUUGUUGCUGCCAGCCCUGGACCCAGACUACGGGAUCUCGCGAGCUGACAAGCCUCGAUACUUUGAGGAUGCCCAACAGGCGAUUAGCUGUCUCUUCCACGCUUAUGAGUUGUAAUUUUAUGUUUUUUAUGUUAUGUGUUGAGAUCUGUUGGAUGGGGAAAGCUGGGAAUAAUUUAGGUAAUUAAUAAAAUAGCAGGUCUGUGAACAGCAGAAGUAAUUAUUCCCUUAAUAUAUGAAUUUUGAAACAACCCUGAGAAUAAAAAUUAUUACUUGCUUUUUUCGUCCCUUACCUACUUUUUUAUUUGUAUUUUUCUAUCUGUUAUAUUUUCAACAUCUUUAAGACAACACAUCCUCUUAUUAUUGCAAUAAUUGAACCUUGACAUAAUCAUGUUAUUUUUAAUGUUAACUCUCGCUUUGAAAGUAAAGUGAUUGUAUGUUUAAUGUUUAAUUUAAUAAAAUAAUAUAAUAUAUUCAAUUGUGUGUUUUUUAUGACUGAUAGAUUUUGUAGUUUAUGAAAGGCGCAAAGGA
This is a messenger RNA of Colias croceus (clouded yellow), 7268 nucleotides long. It is a transcript of the gene asp, whose product is annotated as protein abnormal spindle. The transcript is spliced from 8 exons. The record is from RefSeq and is a predicted model, not a curated record. Gene Ontology annotation, cellular component: spindle pole. Gene Ontology annotation, molecular function: protein binding. Gene Ontology annotation, biological process: establishment of meiotic spindle localization; spindle organization; mitotic cell cycle. NCBI's taxonomy places the organism in Eukaryota, Metazoa, Arthropoda, Insecta, Lepidoptera, Pieridae.